This is a messenger RNA of Ostrea edulis (European flat oyster), 2315 nucleotides long. RefSeq lists its product as uncharacterized. The record is from RefSeq and is a predicted model, not a curated record. The coding region runs from base 16 to 2016 and encodes 666 amino acids. The transcript has 2 exons. NCBI's taxonomy places the organism in Eukaryota, Metazoa, Mollusca, Bivalvia, Ostreida, Ostreidae.
CGCCAACACAUAACAAUGGAUUCCCCCAGUGUAACACCCCAAACUGAAACAGGUAUACAGAAUAUGUCAGAGUCCAUGUUUGUGGGACUGUGUCGUAAAGUGGGGACCUCACAACAAGUGGCAAUGCGGAGAGAUGUGACAGACAUAGCGGAGAUGGUGAAGAACAAAACAAUAACAAGUACCUUGAUCAUGGUGAUGACAAGUGGAAGUUACAGAGAAGGAUUCAGAAUGGAGGGAUCUGAUAUUGAUACCAUGUAUUGGUAUAACAACCAACCAGUGAUCUGGGACUUAUCUCAGACCCAGUUUUACAAUGUACACAGACAAUCCCUGAUUCUCUCUGUCUCUUCUGAAAGUCCACCCGGAUUUACUUUACUUCAGUUACUGUCACCAAGGGCAGACAACAGAGUUAUCUCAGCAUUAGUCACAAUGAAUGGUGGACGUUAUAUAUCUAGUUCUAAAUACAGAGAGAUCACAUGUUCUGAUGUAGUGCCUAACUCUACAGUACAUGGUCCAUGUGGCAGUGGAGAUAUAGAUGGACUAGAAUAUGACACUGCUCAGUGUUUUGCUUGUGACUUUUGGCCUCCGUCUGCCUCUUCAUGGAUAGACAGGUGUCACACAUGGCCCCAGCCACAGGUUGUUAGGGACAUAGUCAGAAGUGGUUGUCACUUUGUAGCAAUAGGACACAAAUUAGGAAAUCAUGAAAGCAAUGAAUGGAGAAUUUCAUUUUCUUUGGCAGAACAAAAACUUGUGUACUCAAUGAACCACUGUCAAUUCUUGACUUAUGGUUUGCUGAAAUUGUUCUUAAAAGAAGUCAUUAACAAUGGAUUAGGUGAUAAUGAGAAAUUACUGUGUUCCUAUCACAUGAAGACAGCAGUUUUCUGGAUGAUUCAACAAAACACAAUACCUAACUGGUGUCCACAGAAUCUCCUGAAAUGUUUCUGGUACUGCUUUAAACUCAUCCUUAAAUGGGUGUAUGAGGGAGUCUGUCCUAACUUUUUCAUUCCAGAAAACAACAUGUUUCUCAGUAAUAUCCAUGGUAGAGCACAAAACAGAUUAUUCAUUAGACUGAAUGGAUUUUAUGAAAAAGGUUUAGCAUCCCUGCUACACAAUUCCUCCCUCAGGUCUUAUAUCAUGAAUGUCCUUUAUAACCCCAGACUCAGUAUAAAUUGUACUGAUGAAUACACUCUGGUAUCUGAGGUCGAGUUUGAUGAAGAAAUAUUCCCAGGGGUAGAUCGAAUUGGUUUAAUACUUCCAUUAAAUUUGUUCUUCAGUAUGAAGUACCUAAACACAGUAGAUCAGUUGACAGUCUCACCCCUGACACAGUAUCAGGUUCUCAUGUUACAGGUACUUACAGCCUUCAUCCUUCACAGUGCUGCUUUUAUAUUACAGAACAUGUACAGCAACACCACUAAAAACAAGCUGAUGUAUAUUGCUGACAGAAUGUCCUGUCACAUGUUGAAACUCACAGCCACGUUUGGGUGUAUUUCUGACAGGUUGUACAUUGCAAUGUAUUAUUACAAGACACUCAGAUACACAGAAGCUUUGUCUGUGAUAGAGAUGACAAAGGUCAACUUAGCACAGCCAUAUGUGAUGCAUAACGGGACAGUAGACACAGAGAGGUAUACCGAGGCUGUAGGGGGGCAGUCCUGGUCUACAAAGUUAAGACAUGCUGUAGCAUGCAAUAUCAAAUUAAACAACAGAAUCAAUUAUAUCAAUGAAUUAAUGAAAGAGCAGAUGGUCGCCAUACAAAACAAUGACUCAACUAUGGUUAUCCCGCCCCUAGUUGUGUUACACAUGCUUAAGUUCCUGUGUUACAGACAUAUUGACACAAUGAGAGCACAAACAGCUCUUAAUGAUCUACAGGUCCUAGUUCACCAUGAUCAGGGGCGGUAUGUAGAUAUGGGCUUAAGAGACAUAUCAUGGCAGAUCCUGGGUAUCUGUCAACAGAUCUCAGGGAACCUCCAGGCUGCUCUAUACUCCUACCAACAAUCACUCAAGACAAUUUCCAUACAAUAAAAUACAAAGGGCUACACUAAUGAGAAUACAUGACCUCAGAUAAAUAUAGUAUUGUACAAUAGUUCAUGUGGCUUUAACUAAUGAAUUAUUCCAAUGCCACUUGAUCAAUGAAUGUGUUAGCAAAGGAGGGUUUCAGAUGUUAAUGUUCUAAUCUGCUUGAUAAGUGGUUACAUUUAUGAUUAUCUGUUCUAUCUAUGCCUACUCUUUAACUAGAAUGCACGAAGUUUCAAAUUUUGAGAUUGACUAUUAUACACAUCAUGUUGUCAUAUGACUCUAUUGUGUUAAAUGUGAGCUUCUGA